GCGCUUUGAUAUCCGCCCGCCCACUCCCUUCGUUAGGACGUCACACAUCUCGCGAAAUCAAAGAAUAUCUCCGGCCGGAAAAUUUCCGAACUAUCGAUGGGUGUGACAUGUUCUGCUCGCCAUUAUACUCCGUGUCUCCGGACCGCCGGUUCUACGAAGCAAUGAAGCGAACACGGGAGCGUCGCUUUCUCUGCGCAAGGAAGCAACUUUCUGGGGGGCUAUUUACCGACUAUAAUGGGAACCCCCUGUGGAGACUGGGGGAACCAAAGCUGGUGGAGCAAUUCCUUAAUCUGACACUUGUAUGGAGAGCUGGGAAGGCGCCGGCAGGGUCUGAAAAGUUCAAUAGAGAUCUGCUCUUGGAAUGCGCAGGAAGGCUCGCUGCAUCUAUGCAAGCCAUCUUCGGCGAGGAAAUCAAACCUCACCUGUUCAUGCUUGCGCAGAAGCUAGGCAAGAAGCAAAAGUUAGCGUACAGCCGCAUGAGCAACAACUGCCAGGACUUUUGCAACGGACUUCUCGACUAUGACAGCUAUAUCCAUCCCAUGGUCAGCGCCAUGUACCCAUUCAUCCCAGUCGGGUUGUCCGCCGAUAUAGAGCAAGCUGCAGAUGAUCGCUCCCUGAGCUAUCUGCAAAGUUUUGUCAAGCCCCUGCAGUAUCCGAUCCAGGGAGGCCGCAGCAGACGAAUGAUGCUCGGCUCUGCAAUAACCAUGUACUCCAGCUCAGCCCAGAACGACGCAGAUCUCAUUGACCAUGUCUACAGUGUGCGGUUCGGAUAUGAUUCGGAAAACCACUUUUCUUUGGGAUUUACCCUUGGCCCUAAGCGGUCUUCAGGGGAUCCGUACCUCCUAAAAGACGAAGAAAUGAGCUGCUCCGAUAGAUUCGCUGCGUCGAAUUUACCCCUGUCCACUGAAGGGCUUGCAUCGUGUUCGCUGGCCGACCACCUGCUUGACUGCCCUCAGGAUAACCUGUCAAUCCUGCAGACCCAUCUCCUCCGCCAGAAGAAAUACUAUAUCGACGAGGACGGCGAGUUUCUUGUGAAUCUGGGGCCAAAGGCCUGGAUGAAAAACCGACUGGAGAUCCUCCGUCGACUGAGUUUGAUGAACGCCUUCCUCGCCGAGAUAGCGAAACACUUCCAGGCCUGCUGUUGGGAACUGCUCCCGCAAGUAGGCGUGGUAAAUGUCAAGACACUGAUGAAGACCUGGCGGCCGGCCAAUACCAUCUUCUCGCGCGCCUGGCACCUGGACAAACGGGACGGGAACAAGCUUUACUAUGCACCGGAUCUUGACUUUGGAGAUGGAGAGAUGAGCAACUACAAGGCCGUUGGGUUCUUCACGCUCGGGACGCCAUUGUUCGAGACGCAUAGACAGGUCCUCGAUGGGGAAAAUCUGUUCAUGACCCGGUUGAAGACCUUGAAGUCACUGCUUUCAUCGAGGCUAGCGGGCAAGGAUGAGGUCUGGUCACCCUGGGAGUGUUGUACCUGUCCAGAAUGCAACAUACAUCGACUGCAGUGCUUGAGGAUCAUAUUUGAUACGGACAAGGCAGAUUCCCAGCUGCUUCGAGAGCGCUUGGAAUAUUACAGGUUGGUAUUUGCGGGGAAGGAAUUGCCCGGGUAGGGAGGCCAGCCCUGGAUGCAAGUUCUGCGAGGCCGUAGUCGAUCUCUUAGCACAUUGCUGCUUGUAAAGUAAGUUGUCUGUCGCUGUCUAGAUAUGGAGCAGAGGUACAUCCCAGGUUUUUCUUUCUUUUGAUUUCUUGUGUCAAUUCCUCUCAAUCAAAGUUAUUUGACAUCAUACAAUGUUCGCGUAACGCAUAGCAAUGAGGGCCUCAGUGGGAAAUGUGUACGUACAAUGGAUGAAUGAUACACAA
This is a messenger RNA of Aspergillus ochraceoroseus IBT 24754, 1860 nucleotides long. RefSeq lists its product as uncharacterized. NCBI's taxonomy places the organism in Eukaryota, Fungi, Ascomycota, Eurotiomycetes, Eurotiales, Aspergillaceae. The transcript has 2 exons. Bases 108 to 1610 code for a protein of 500 amino acids. The record is from RefSeq and is a predicted model, not a curated record.